AUGUCCAGGGAAGAAGUUGCGAAAAAGGAGGUGCUUUCCUCGGUCACCGAGACCAUCAACGCCCCGAUCGAAGAAGUAUGGCCAUAUGUCGCGGCAAUCGGAACGGAGAAGCUGUGGAUCCUCGGCUGCUUUCGGUCGGCACUCGUUAGCGGUUCCGGCAAGGGCGCGGUCCGCAAGAUGCACUUCAACCAUGGCAUAUUCACGGAACGCAUCGAGGACUGCGAUCACGAGACAUACCGUUUUGUAUACCGCGUCCUUGAGCCCCAUCCUUUGCCUGGACAGGAUCCGGUCGGCAUCAUUCAGCUCGAGCGUGAUGGCACGAGCAACGAGCACACGAAGUUCACGUGGACCGGUACAGCAGACAGAUGGGAUGCAGAAUUGAAGCCUCUAGCCAGGGAACUUGCAAGGAGGACACAUCUUACUUCGAUCGCGACAAUUAGGAAA
Messenger RNA from Diplodia corticola, 444 nucleotides. Its product is annotated as bet v i allergen. The record is from RefSeq and is a predicted model, not a curated record. The transcript has a single exon. NCBI's taxonomy places the organism in Eukaryota, Fungi, Ascomycota, Dothideomycetes, Botryosphaeriales, Botryosphaeriaceae. The annotation marks the transcript as partial.